AUGAAGGCCAGCCUCUUCUUCCUUGCGGCCUCCACGGCUCUCGCCGCUCCCCUCGAGAGCAGCCCCGUUGUUCGCGACGUGGCAUCGACUUUCCCCCUCGCGGAGCUCGAGGCCUACUACACCACCGCCUUUGCCUCCGAGGGCGCGGAGACCGAAGCUCUGAACACCGCCAUCUCCAAGCGUCAGUACCAGAGUGACACCUCCAACCAGCUUACCGACGGUACACCUUGCCGCCCCGUCACUCUGAUCUGGGCCCGUGGCACCACUCAGCCCGGCAACACCGGCGAGGCAGGCUCCGAAGGCCCCACCUUCUUCAACGCCCUUGCCUCGAUGAUUGGGACCGAGAACCUGGCUGUUCAGGGCGUCAACUACGCAGCUAACAUCCUCGGCUUCCUCCUUGGCGGUGACCCGGCUGGCAGCACCACCAUGGCCAAUUUGGUCGCUCAGGCGACUCAAUUGCAGGCCAUAGCCCAGUGCCCGGACACCAAGAUCGUUCUCUCUGGCUACAGUCAGGGUGGUCAGCUCGUCCACAACGCGGCGAACAAGCUGACUGCGGCUCAGAUUGCCCGCAUUUCUGCCGUUCUCAUCUUCGGCGACCCAUUCAACGGUCAGCCCGUUGGCCUUGUUCCCGCUUCCAAGGUCAAGGUCAUCUGCCACACCGGCGACAACAUCUGCGAGGGUGGCAUCAUCAUCACCGCGCAGCACAGGAACUACGAGCAAGACGCUAUCUUGGCCGCUGCUUUUGUUGCUGGUCUGGUUCAGUAA
This is a messenger RNA of Colletotrichum graminicola M1.001, 765 nucleotides long. Its product is annotated as cutinase. Bases 1 to 765 code for a protein of 254 amino acids. Gene Ontology annotation, biological process: carbohydrate catabolic process. The record is from RefSeq and is a predicted model, not a curated record. The transcript has 3 exons. Gene Ontology annotation, molecular function: cutinase activity. Gene Ontology annotation, cellular component: extracellular region. Lineage: Eukaryota; Fungi; Ascomycota; Sordariomycetes; Glomerellales; Glomerellaceae.